Molecule: messenger RNA, 1664 nt
Organism: Calypte anna (Anna's hummingbird)
Lineage: Eukaryota; Metazoa; Chordata; Aves; Apodiformes; Trochilidae
Gene: BBLN
Product: chromosome 17 C9orf16 homolog
Exons: 2
Coding region: 54-335 (93 amino acids)
Source: RefSeq, a predicted model, not a curated record
GGGGGGCAGCGUAGCGCCGUGCGGGCGGCUGCGGGCUGUCGCGCGGCGGCGGAAUGGCGGGGCCCAACGGGGAACCGCACGUGACGGGGGGCGGCGGCGACGGCGACGACAGCGGGGACGGGGACAGCUUCGGGGAGGAAGAAUAUGCAGCAAUCAACUCCAUGCUGGACCAAAUCAACUCCUGCUUGGAUCACCUGGAGGAGAAGAAUGAUUAUCUACAUGCUUGCUUGAAAGAGCUGCUGGAGUCCAACCGCCAGACCCGCCUGGAGUUCCAGCAGCAGAGCAAGCAGCAGAACAUGGAAACUGAUGUGCAGGGAUCACAGCCUCCAGUCUAGGGUGCUGGCCACAAACUACUCAGUUGGUGUUGCUAAGGGGACGUUUACUGGCCACCAAUUUAACAUAGAAGUUGAAUAGAUGAGGUACCUCGUGCCUACUACUUGUUUCUUCCUAUGGUUUUGUCCUGCUGUUCUCCCACUUCCAUGUUCCUUUUUUCUUUAGAUGUGUGAUAGGUGCAGAAGCACACAGGAGGGAGGAAAGCUGGUUCUUUUUGCUCCCCUGUAUGAGCCUGGCACUUACCCUGGGGUUAAAGACAGCUGUGGGGAACCUGAUGCCAUGCAGGUUAUUUGCAAGCAAUCCCUCUUCUCUGUGCAAAACCAAACUCUGCUCUUUUGCACUGUUAAAUUUAAUAAAAAAUUGUUUUGGACUCCAGCCUCUUCCCUCAAAUAGCAGAGUAGGCAGCAGCUGUCCUAACUACACUUAGGCUUGCCCAUAGGCAUAACUGGUGAUAAACUUGGAGAGGGGGACCCUAAGCCAGCUCCUGCCUUGAAACUCCAGCUUCCCCGUUAUUCACAUUAACUGAUUUAAGAACUGUGGGCAGAUACUCCCAGGUCACUGGACACUUCUGUCCCUUUCCAAGCAGAUGAGACAAGUUACUAGGGUGAUGGUUUUGAUUCUUACAAUUGGAAGCUGCCAGAGCAGGCUGGUUAGCCCUCAGCACAGCAGUAGCUAUGCAAUGAAAGAGGGGCCUGCCCAUCAUGGGCUGUUAGCAGAGUCCUCCCUGUACAUUUUGACAAGAGUAUGCAUGAGCAUUCCAGUCUGAAAAUGUGUUACCUUAUCAGGAUGGCUUGAGGCCAGCACUGUGAAACAAGUCUUACUGUUCUACUUCUGUAGAGUUAAAGCAGUUUUUUUGAAAGUUGAAAGAAAUUAUUUAUAAGAAAUCUGUUUUAUUAAAAUCACUUUGAAACCAAAUUUGUUCCUGAGAGUCUCCACUAUGAAAACAGACUGUUAUGAAGCUUUGUAGUAUUAACUAAAGGACCAAGAUGCACAUUUUUGCCUAUCUUAGGACACUUGUCCAAGAGUGUGCAUCUUGGAAAGGGUUCUGAGGAGCAGAUUGGGCACACUAUCUCCCAAGAGAGAAACCUUUCCUUUGCCUGGAAAGGAAACAAUAGAGGAACUACAGAGAAUUCUUAAAGAAAAAUAAGUCUGCAUCCAUCUACUUCAUGAACUUUGUCCCCUAUGGAAAUCACAUUAUUAUUCUUUCAGAUUCAACAAUCCAAGCCUCAGUCUUUCCACAUAAUUGCUGUAUCCCACCUGUACGAGUAAUGACUGACACCAUCCUGUAUUAGACACGCUAAAGCCAGGCUUGUUUUAUUCUUAAAAUAAAA